Molecule: messenger RNA, 3345 nt
Organism: Papilio machaon (common yellow swallowtail)
Lineage: Eukaryota; Metazoa; Arthropoda; Insecta; Lepidoptera; Papilionidae
Exons: 5
Coding region: 109-3345 (1078 amino acids)
Biological process (GO): DNA integration
Molecular function (GO): zinc ion binding; nucleic acid binding
Source: RefSeq, a predicted model, not a curated record
ACACUGGUUGUCAUGACAACCAUUCAAUAAACAAGAUGUAAAUAGUAAAAAGUGUCUCUUAUUUACGCUUCAGAAAUAAACAUAUAACUGGCGACGAGGAUAAAAAUUAUGUCUUUCUUGGGAAGUAUACCAAGUUUUGACUACAAAACUACCGAGUGGUCAAUUUUCAAGUCAAGAUUGUCGCAAUUUUUAAAGAUAAAUAAGAUUGAAGAUGGUGACAAAGGCGGAGUUCUCCUUACACACGUAACGGACGAAACUUAUCGGUUGAUUCGGAACCUAUCUUACCCGCAAGAGGUCGAAUCACUAAGUUAUUCUGAACUCGUUUUAUUACUCGACGGGCAUUUCAAGCCGAAGGUAUGUACAUUUGCCGAUAAGGCGAAUUUUUACGAAGCGACAAGAAGUCCAGGCGAAUCAUUAGGAGACUGGGCGGCGCGACUAAGAGGUCUCGCAAGCUAUUGCGACUUCGGCGCCGCUCUGGAAACGGUAUUAAGAGAUCGUUUCGUCCUCGGUCUGGGCUCGGGGCCCGAACGCGACAGGCUGUUCGAACAGAGCCCGACCGCAUUGACGCUCACACGGGCUAUUGAACUGGCGGAGCAGGCUGCGUGCGCGAGGCAAGCGAAACUAAGGUGCAGCAGCGAAGCAAUGCUCACCAAAGAAGAGCCUAUAUAUCAACUAGGACAACAAGAUCACUGCAGACGGAGCGGUAACGGCCGUCGGGUCGGCGCUAGUACGUCGGGGUCAUGCGGCGCAGCACCGCGCCGUGAUCUGCGAUGGGAAACUUCUUGCUGUGCGGUGUGCGGGAUGAAAAGUCAUCAUAGCGAUAAGUGUCGGUACAGACAUUACACUUGUCAAAAAUGCGGGAAGAAGGGUCAUCUAAAGAAAGUUUGUGGUAAUGACAGAAACAGAGGGUUUUAUCAUGUCGACUCGGAUUAUGACGGGCAGGGAACGGAGAAUGAGGAGUGCCAGAGCUUCCAGAACUUUAAUAUGAGGUAUGUUACUGAUAAACCUUAUAUGAUUGAUGUAAUGGUCGGUGAUCAGGAAUUGACAAUGGAACUCGAUUCAGGUUCUGGUAGAUCUGUAAUUUCGGAUUUUUUAUAUCGUAGUAAAUUUGUAAACUAUUCUCUAGAAAGAAGUACACUAAGAAUGUGCUUAUACGAUGGCCGUAAAAUUUGCCCGUUAGGUUAUUUCAAUGCUGUGGUAACAUAUAACAAUUUACAAAAAGUUAUAAGAUAUAUGAUGAUUGGAUGGCCGCGUAAGGUUAAUUGUGAAGCGAUUUUGCCGUACUUUCUUUGCAAGUCUGACCUGCAGUUUGAGAACGGAUGUUUAUUUAGAGGACAUCGAAUAGUUAUACCGACUGAUUUGCGGAAUAAAAUGUUAAGUGAAUUGCACGACUCGCAUUUAGGAAUUAUUAAAAGUAAAAACAACGCUCGUAGUCGGAUGUGGUGGCCCGGUAUCGACCGGGACAUUGAACGUUGGAUCGGGUCUUGCGAGGCAUGCGCUAGCGUACGCGCCGCACCGCCACGCGCGCCACCCGCGCCCUGGCCCGCCGACGCGGCGCCAUGGCAACGAGUGCAUAUAGACUAUAUGACCGUAGGAUCAAGGGUAUACUUGGUGGUGGUGGAUUCGCACAGUAAAUGGUUAGAUUGUUUGUAUAUGAAUAAUGGAACUUCAUCUUCGGCUCUAAUUGCGAAAUUAAAAUACCUCUUUUCAAAUUUUGGUAUUCCUAACGUUUUAGUGUCCGAUAAUGAUGUUAAAAUAAAUUCAACUGAGUUUAAAACAUUUUGCAAUGCUAAUGGUAUUAAACAUAUGACGUCGCCCAUAUAUCAUCCGCCGAGUAAUGGCCAGGCGGAAACCUCGGUACGAACGUGUAAAAAAAUGUUAAGAUGCAUUAUGAAGGAAAAUAUUCCUGUUCAUAAAAUUGAUGAAAUUUUAUUGGGCUACCUAUUUAACUAUAGAAACACUGUACAUUGUACCACCGGUGAAACACCUGCCAAGUUAAUGUUCGGUAGAAACUUGCGAUCUCGAUUAGACUUAGUGUUACCUUGCAAUAAAAAUUACAAUGGUAGUGAGCAGACGCCCAUUUCAAGAAGUUUUGAAAUCGGAAAUAAGGUUUGGAUCCGUUGGUAUAGUGGACGCAAUGAUGCGUGGCGAUUAGGUACGAUAAAGAAUAAAAUAGGCCAUAGAAUGUACGAAAUUAAGAUGAAAGAUUUAGAUCUAACUUGUAUUAGGCACGUUGAUCAGAUCAGGAGGUAUACCGGGUGUGAUCUGAACUCCGGGAUGAGCACACAGUGCUAUCAAGACUACGGUCCGCCGGUGUUAGUGACUGCAGGCGAUCAUUUUACCCCACCACGACAACAUUCGUUGCCAGCUGAGGCUGAUCCACCAAGCGUGCCGACCGAUCAUCAACAAGCACCGCCAGGGUUGAGUGUUAGCGGCGGUACCGUAGGAGAGAGUGAGGCUAGAGUUGAUGAACAGCAGGUUGUAGAGGAAAGGGAUUUUCGAGUAAGUGAUCGGCCGGAGCAGCAGGUUGCAGCUGUCGGGUCAUCUAACCUGCCUUGUGUUGUUGAAGGGCGGGCGCGGGAGAUAAAUACUGUGGAGGCGGGCGCUGAGGUCGCGCCUGUGGAAGGGCCCACUCAACUCUCGACAUUUAAGUAUAUGUCAUUUACUAAGAAAGCCAUCGCAACUGCUAAGGCACAGGCACAAGAUAAAUUAUAUGAAUCCCUGAACAGCCCGCCGGGACAAAAACGCCUGUUCCGUAUAGCAAGAGAGAGAGAAAGGAAUGCAAGAGAUGUAAACCACAUCAAGUGUAUUAAAGACGAUGAAGGAAAUGUAUUGGCGGAUGAUAAUGAUAUUAAACAGCGUUGGAAGGAUUAUUUUGAAAAAUUGAUGAACGAAGAGAAUAUUUGGAGCGGAGUGUUGGAAAAAGUGCCGGUUAAUAUUGGUAUGGUGAAAGAGAUUAGCGUGGAUGAAGUAAAGAAAGCUGUGCAAGGUAUGAAGAACGGAAAAGCAGUUGGGCCGGAUGGAAUACCAGUGGAAUUAUGGAAGCUCCUAAAGGCGGACGGAUUGGUGUGGCUGACUCCAUUCUUCAACAAGUUGUUACAGGAAGAGGUGAUUCCAGAUCAGUGGUGUAGAAGUUCGCUGGUGCCAAUUUUUAAAAACAAGGGUGAUGUACAAAUCUGCCUACAUCAGGGUUCGGCUUUAAGUCCGUAUCUCUUCCUCCUGGUAAUGGAUGCGCUAACAUCAGACAUACAGGAGGAAGCACCCUGGUGUAUGCUUUAUGCUGAUGACAUCGUGCUUGUCGGGGAGGAUGAAUGCGAGGUGCAGAGCAGUUUCCUUCACUCCUAA